GUAUAAAACCGAGCGGCAAUAACAGAGACAGAGACACAGUCGGGUCGCAGACUAGAGAUGGAGAGCCCGAGGAACGUUUCUAACCAACAGCCGACUAAUAACGACAGGAUGUGCGAGCUUAACAAAUCGAGUGAGCAGCGGCGGAAGAAAGAAGAGCAGAGUGCCAACACUACGGAGUUCUCGCGCAUUAUCACGGAUCCCGUGACCGGGAAAUGUUACUGCCGCGGGAAAGUUCUCGGAAAGGGAGGGUUUGCUAAAUGCUACGAGCUGACUGACCUGUCCGCCGGAAAGGUGUUUGCGGCCAAAAUCAUCCCGCACGCGCGUGUCGCCAAACCGCACCAGCGUGAGAAGAUUAACAGGGAGAUCGAGUUGCACAGAGGACUGAGCCACAAGCACAUCGUUCAUUUCUAUCAUCAUUUUGAAGAUAAAGAUAACAUUUACAUCUUACUGGAGUACUGCAGCAGAAGAUCACUGGCACAUAUCCUGAAGGCACGCAAAGUACUAACGGAGCCAGAAGUGAGGUACUACCUCAAACAGACAGUGUCUGCACUGAAAUAUCUGCACGAUCAAGAGAUCCUACAUCGAGACCUCAAACUAGGGAACCUGUUUGUGAGUGACUCAAUGGAGCUCAAGGUUGGAGAUUUUGGGCUGGCUGCCAAACUAGAGCCAGUGAGCAACAGGCGCAAGACGAUCUGCGGCACCCCGAAUUACCUUUCUCCAGAGGUGCUGAAUAAACAGGGCCAUGGCUGGGAGUCGGACGUCUGGGCCCUGGGCUGCGUUAUGUACACUCUGCUCCAGGGCAAACCUCCAUUUGAGACCAAUAAUCUUAAGGAGACAUAUCGCUGUAUUAAAGAGGCUCGCUACUCUUUGCCCUCCUCACUGUCGAUCGCAGCCAGGCAGCUCAUUGCCAGCAUGCUCUCCCGUGACCCAGCAGAUCGACCGCGACUCGACGAGAUUGCACAGCACGAAUUUCUCUCGCAGGGCUUCAUGCCAGAGACACUGCCUUCCAGCUGCUGUCUCUCUGCUCCGGACUUCCACAUCUCCAGCCCUGCCAAGAGCUUUUUCAGGAAGGCCGCUGCUGCCCUAUUUGGUGGGAAAAGAGACAAAGCCAAGUACUAUGAGAGUCUCAAUAAGACAGCCAAAGAAGAAGACGACAUCUACAAACUCUGCAAUGACCUCAAGACGACCUCAAUUAAUAAGCAGCCUGCUACACCAUCGUCAGAGGAAAGAGGGACUCCGUCACUACCGGCCGGAAAGCCUGUUUCCCAGGCAACAGUCACACAGCCUGAAGCCCGAGACACCAUCCUCAUGAUCGUCAGAGGCAGCCUCGGGAGCUACAGCAGCAGCAAUGAAUGUCUGGAGGACAGUACAACAGGCUCUGUUGCAGAAGCCAUUGCCAGUGUUUUACGAGGCUGCCUGGAGCACAUGCCCACAGCUGAGAAAUUACCCAAGGCUAGCGGAUGCAGCAGCAUGCAGUGGGUGACAAAGUGGGUGGAUUAUUCCAACAAAUAUGGCUUUGGUUAUCAGCUGGCCGACAACACUGUGGGCGUCCUUUUCAACAGCGGAACGCACAUGAGUCUCCUAGCUGACAAAACGACUGUAUUUCAGCAUGCAGAGAUGGGGCAGUGUGCUGUGAUGUACACAACAGAUGUUCCUGAGAACUGUGUGGGCCAGGUCACUAUUCUCAAGUACUUCGCUCACUAUAUGGAAGAAAACCUGAUGGAUGGAGGUGAUAUGGUGAUUGACACAGAUGCUGAAAAGCCCAGACUCUAUCUGCUGCAAUGGCUGAAGUCAGACCGGGCCCUCAUGAUGCUCUUCAAUGACGGCACAUUCCAGGUAAACUUCUACCAUGACCACACCAAACUCAUCCUGUGUACCCAGCAGGACGACUACCUCCUGACGUACAUCAACGAGGAGCGAACAUCCGCCACAUUUAAACUGAGUGCACUCCUGAGGGCCGGCUGCACAUCAGAGCUGCGCAGCCGUAUGGAAUAUGCACUCAACAUGCUCCAGCAGAGAUGCAAAAGAGACCCGUGAAACUCAGUGUGUCUCGCUCUGUGUCUGUAUGUGUGUGUGUGUGUGUGUGUGUGUGUGUGUGUGUGUGUGUGUGUGUGUGUGUGUGUGUGUGUGUGGGCACGCAAGAACAAGAAAAAUCUGUGAACUGAACAUUGGCUAAAGCACAGAAGCAAACUGGAACUGUUAAUUAGUGUGGAAGUGGUAAUUAAUGCUGAAAGACUGUUAGAGAAAGUUUAAUUGGAUAGAAGUAGGUGCUGUGAAAUGAAGAUGGUGGUGGAUAGUGGAGGUUAUCGCGGAAAGGAGAAAUGAAUGUAGCAUUACGUUAUUAGAAAACGAGCAAGAAAAAGAAAGACUGGGCUGGGACCAGAGGCUAGAGGAAUGUAACCAGGUUUGGAGAAACUCCGAGAUGAAAGCUGGAUUUAAAGCAAAAAAGAAAA
This is a messenger RNA of Ictalurus punctatus (channel catfish), 2453 nucleotides long. RefSeq names its product polo-like kinase 2b (Drosophila) (gene plk2b). NCBI's taxonomy places the organism in Eukaryota, Metazoa, Chordata, Actinopteri, Siluriformes, Ictaluridae. Gene Ontology annotation, molecular function: protein serine/threonine kinase activity; protein binding; ATP binding. The record is from RefSeq and is a predicted model, not a curated record. The coding region runs from base 58 to 2037 and encodes 659 amino acids. The transcript has 14 exons. Gene Ontology annotation, cellular component: nucleus; cytoplasm; spindle pole. Gene Ontology annotation, biological process: regulation of cytokinesis; protein phosphorylation; mitotic cell cycle.